AUGACAACUGACGUUGUUGUCAAACUUGAAGAGCCUCGCGGCGUCACAUGCGGGCUUUGUUUUAACGUUCUUAAUCACCCGCUCACGUUUGAUUGUCAGCACAGUUACUGCGCCGACUGCGUGCGGGCCAAGCUAGAGACGCAAAGCAGCAACGGUUUUGCCUGUCCUCUCUGUACUCUGUUCUACCCCGCGGUAUCGCUGCGAAACCUGGAGAAUUUUUCUGACGCAACCCUCGCAAAUCAUGUGAAGAGGAUUGCAAACGGGGCGGAUGGCCAAGAUAUGUGCCAGUGGUGUGAAGAGGUUCCAGCGGUAGUGCACUGCAAUGAAUGCAUGUUUGUCUACUGCAGCGAUUGCAACGCGGCAGUUCACAAGAGCGCUGCGAAGCGUGGUCACGUGACAGGAAAAAUUGGGGACCAACAAAAACUGCGAGGGAUACAUAAAAAGUGUCACAUUCGCGGCCAUGAAGAGUACCGUGCCGAGUUUUACUGUUCGCCGUGCGAGGAAAUGUGCUGUGCGUAUUGCCUGCAAGUCGGACCGCACAAAAACCAUGAUAACACCAGCGUUGCACGGGCAGCGGCCGAUGUCCGGCAACAGCUGUCGCGAGACAUGGGUUUGAUCACUGAGAAAAAGAUGCGUCUUGAAAGUCAAGCCAGUGAACUUAAUCGUGUGACGGCACAAUACUUUGCUUCCUACGAUAACGUUGAAAACCUUCUCACGGAACGUUUUGAGCACUUCAAGCAACAGCUGUUGCAGCGCGAAGUAGAACUACGCAAGUUACUUGCGUCUUUGAGGGAGUCGGGUGAUGCCUCACUCGUAUCGUCGCGUAAAUUGUUUUUGAUGAAGCUCAACGCGCUGAAUGAGGCCAUGCUACGCUUUCGACACAUACAGCAGGGCGGCUCCGACUACGAGGUACUGGAGAGCCGCUCCCUUCUCUAUAGCUUUCUCAAGACCGAGGCCCCGGCUGUGUUGGGCAGUGGGUUUAGGGUCUCCAACCUCGGAGAUAUGGUGAUUUCGGGGCUGGAUCUCCAGUUGGACCUGCAAACUGUGCGUGCCGCGGAGCCGCAGAGCACCGACCCUGUGGAGCGGAUGAUGACUAACGGGACUUCUGCGGGCGGAGUGACGACGCGUCAAUCUGGCGAGGCCGUGAAUGGCAACCGGCGCCUCCGUGCGGGAGUCGCAUUGCCGCCAGAAGCACCGCUGCGUCUCACAUUUCCUCUGGACGAUGACGUGGAGGCCACAGCGAAAAGUGACGGUGUUCUGCUGCGCUGCGUUGCGCGUGGCGGAGGUGGAGGUGGAGUGACGCAAAUAGGUGUGCGAAGCAAGGAGCUUUUGGAAACCGUUGCUCGCUUAUUUCCUGAGGAUGGGGGCCGCGUUACAUGGCGGGUACGCCUGGAGUCCAUCGCAGAGUCGUUCCUUGGCGUUGUGGAGAAGACAGACGCCACUGCCAUUCCAGAGGGUUUCUACUGGUGCCCUACGAGGAGCGGUGUGGUCGACGGGCACAUUGGUCACCUCAACCCUCUUCUUCAGCAACUGCCUGUGUGCCGCAACGGCGAUGUGCUUUGCUUUACAUACGAGGUGCGAGAGAGGACCUUGGGCCUCGCCUUGAAUGGAGAGGAUUGCGGCAUCAUUCUCACUGACUUGCAUCCCCGCAUAGCAGCGUGUUUUAUUUUUUAUCCUGGAGAAGCGUUGACAGUCUUGUCUUGA
This is a messenger RNA of Trypanosoma conorhini, 1704 nucleotides long. Its product is annotated as putative zinc finger protein. Bases 1 to 1704 code for a protein of 567 amino acids. Lineage: Eukaryota; Euglenozoa; Kinetoplastea; Trypanosomatida; Trypanosomatidae. The transcript has a single exon. The record is from RefSeq and is a predicted model, not a curated record. Gene Ontology annotation, molecular function: zinc ion binding.